Molecule: messenger RNA, 342 nt
Organism: Staurois parvus
Lineage: Eukaryota; Metazoa; Chordata; Amphibia; Anura; Ranidae
Source: the annotation of a GenBank genome assembly
UCAUGCUGCUGCCAGGUCCAGAGUCUCUCAUGGGUCCCUGUACGGCCUCCCAUUGCUGCUGUCUCCAUCGCCACACUCUGCCAUGUGCCACUUUCAGGUCUCCUCACACUGCUGGUGUGUUCCAUUUUUUGUCAUAGGGUGCUGGCAGAUUACGGGCCUCCCAUUGCUGCUGCCAGGCCCGUAAUCUGCCAUGGGCCCCAGUACCGCCUCCUCAUGCUGCUGCCAGGUCCAGAGUCUCUCAUGGGUCCCUGUACGGCCUCCCAUUGCUGCUGUCUCCAUCGCCACACUCUGCCAUGUGCCACUUUCAGGUCUCCUCACACUGCUGGUGUGUUCCAUUUUUUG